AUGAAGAACGGUGGCGUUGUAGUUUCAUUCCGUGGCGUUCGAGUCUACACCCGAUCAGGUGUGGGCAUGCCAGGGUCAGAAACAGCCCUCGACGAGCUCAUGUGUCCCAUACUCGGUGAUUGCCUAGAAGAUGGAAUCGCUGGAAAGCGUGCCGACGACUUGUACUGCGGAACUGCUCAUCAACUGGAAGAGGAUCCUAGAUGGCCUACAAAAGUGCAAUAUCAAGCUUUCUCCAUCUAUAACCAUUAUUUGGCACACAGGGAUGCCUAUCGCAUGCAAGCACACACAGAAUUGCUACAAGGUCAUCGUGUCCGCCUCCCGAUACG
Molecule: messenger RNA, 326 nt
Organism: Paramuricea clavata
Lineage: Eukaryota; Metazoa; Cnidaria; Anthozoa; Malacalcyonacea; Plexauridae
Source: the annotation of a GenBank genome assembly